Messenger RNA from Fundulus heteroclitus (mummichog), 883 nucleotides. Its product is annotated as cytochrome c iso-1/iso-2. The transcript is spliced from 3 exons. Gene Ontology annotation, molecular function: heme binding; electron transfer activity. Bases 205 to 519 code for a protein of 104 amino acids. The record is from RefSeq and is a predicted model, not a curated record. Gene Ontology annotation, cellular component: mitochondrial intermembrane space. Gene Ontology annotation, biological process: mitochondrial electron transport, cytochrome c to oxygen; mitochondrial electron transport, ubiquinol to cytochrome c. Lineage: Eukaryota; Metazoa; Chordata; Actinopteri; Cyprinodontiformes; Fundulidae.
CCUGGCGCGGAUGAUGAAACGUCAGCUGACUGAUGACGCGGAAUUCCGAGUAACUUUUUUCAGAGGAGGAAGCACGUUUUUUUUUUUUUUCUCGAUCACGUAGACUACGAAGCCGGCGGCCGGUCGUGGGACAAAAGCGAGGAAGUUAGAGGUUACCUUCUGAAUCCACCUGUUUUGGCGCUAUAACUAAAACCACAAGAAACUAUGGGCGACAUCGAGAAGGGAAAGAAGACAUUCGUCCAAAAGUGUGCCCAGUGUCACACUGUGGAAAACGGUGGGAAGCAUAAAACUGGACCCAACUUAUGGGGCCUCUUUGGCCGCCAAACAGGCCAGGCACCCGGCUACUCUUACACGGAUGCCAACAAAACCAAAGGCAUUACAUGGAAUGAAGACACCCUGAUGAUUUAUCUGGAGAAUCCAAAGAAGUACAUUCCUGGGACAAAGAUGAUCUUCGCUGGCAUCAAAAAGAAGAAUGAGCGUGCUGACCUCAUCGCGUACCUUAAGUCGGCCACUUCGUAAAACGGCCCUUCCUCUGCGCAGCGUUAUCCGUCUUUGUGUCUUAAAAUGAACAGCAGAAGCGAAUUUUUCAUUCCAAACCUGAGGCAGAGCAACCAGCUAAACUGAAGUUUUGAUUAAAUGGCCACGUUUGCUGGAGCUGUGCAUGAAAUUCUGAUGUCUAUUUUUCUUGCUGAUGUUUGUAAAUGACAACUUCCUGUUUUUUAAACGGGUAUAUUUUUCUAAUAUAGAAUAAUAAAAUAUGUAAUAACUACUGUGCAUUCCACAUUAGGGAAAUGAAUCGGACCUCUUGCUGUUAUCUAUUGUUUUUCUAAUUAUUUUUGUCUUUGCAAUUUUUGUGAGUUGAAUAAAACUGACACUAAACUUA